UAUAAGAACGGCUCUGACCAGAUUGAAGAACAGCACCAGGUUUACAGAGACCGAACGAAGAUGAACAAAGACCUGCUGAAAACUGGAGACCUCAGUCUGACCCUGAAAUACCCCACAGAGAAAGAUAACUACAUCUACACCUGCACCGUCUACAGCAGGGAGGGAAACCUCGUGAUGAUGAAACAAGUGGAGCUGAAAGUCAGAGUCCCCCAGGUGGAGGUGGAUUCAGGGGUGGAGUCUGUCCAGCUGCCCUUCAAAACCACACCUCACCUGCCUGAAGAUGCUAAAGUGGAGUGGAAGGACAAUUACGAGUUAAACGACAGGAAGGUCCACGUGUAUAAGAACGGCUCUGACCAGAUUGAAGAACAGCACCAGGUUUACAGAGACCGAACGAAGAUGAACAAAGACCUGCUGAAAACUGGAGACCUCAGUCUGACCCUGAAAUACCCCACAGAGAAAGAUAACUACAUCUACACCUGCACCGUCUACAGCAGGGAGGGAAACCUCGUGAUGAUGAAACAAGUGGAGCUGAAAGUCAGAGUCUGUCAGGUGGAGGUGGAGGAGGGGGCGGAGUCUGUCCAGCUGCCCUUCAAAACCACACAAAACCUUCCUGAAGAUGCUAAAGUGGAGUGGGUACACUAUGAACCAUACAGGAAGGUCCACGUGUAUAAGAACGGCUCUGACCAGCCUGAAGAACAGCACCAGGUUUACAGAAACCGAACGAAGAUGAACAAAGACCUGCUGAAAACUGGAGACCUCAGUCUGACCCUGAAACACCCCACAGAGAGAGACAGUGGAGAAUAUGUGUGUGCAGUUGACAUGAACAAUGUCUGGAUAAGAUACAAAUCAGUGCAGCUAAAAGUCAAAGGGAGAGUUCAGGUCCAGGAUCAAACAGGGGACAUCAGGAACAGGAGCAGCUCCAUUGAUCCGACUCCUCUGAUGGCUGAUCAAUCAGUUUGAUCUGUGUGUUCUUUGAUUAUUGAUCAGUGAUGUCAGAGUGGAGUCAGUGUGAUGUUGUUGUUGUGUGUUUGAGACUUUUAGUGUCCAUGAAGGUCUCUGCUGCCGUAGAUCCUCUGAACUGUGACAGAGGUCUCACUCUGGAGGAAACUCUCAGCACUUUCCAGCAGCUCCUCCAUCAUGGAGGAGGUUCCCUCACUGUAACAGGCGGAGGAGAGAGGAGAGGAAGCACAGGUGGAUCCUCUGAGGAAGAGGAGCGUUCCUACAAACCACAUGAUCACAUGACU
Messenger RNA from Pelmatolapia mariae (spotted tilapia), 1244 nucleotides. RefSeq lists its product as uncharacterized. Gene Ontology annotation, cellular component: external side of plasma membrane. Lineage: Eukaryota; Metazoa; Chordata; Actinopteri; Cichliformes; Cichlidae. The record is from RefSeq and is a predicted model, not a curated record. The coding region runs from base 61 to 960 and encodes 299 amino acids. The transcript is spliced from 4 exons. Gene Ontology annotation, biological process: cellular response to lipopolysaccharide; cell surface receptor signaling pathway; negative regulation of T cell proliferation.